This is a messenger RNA of Gadus morhua (Atlantic cod), 2442 nucleotides long. It is a transcript of the gene ddx41, whose product is annotated as DEAD (Asp-Glu-Ala-Asp) box polypeptide 41. Gene Ontology annotation, biological process: mRNA splicing, via spliceosome. The coding region runs from base 168 to 2003 and encodes 611 amino acids. Gene Ontology annotation, molecular function: zinc ion binding; RNA helicase activity; ATP binding. NCBI's taxonomy places the organism in Eukaryota, Metazoa, Chordata, Actinopteri, Gadiformes, Gadidae. The record is from RefSeq and is a predicted model, not a curated record. The transcript is spliced from 17 exons.
UGUACCUUCAAGCAUUCCUUACCCAAACAUUUUGUCCAAUGCGUACAAGUAGCGUUGGUUUAUUUUCUACUGGUUAAAAUCGAUGUACUUUUAAGUUAAAAGUAUUACUUUUGUUAAUUAUUUGGGGUACUAUUGUCGAACAGAUUUACUUUAGGUAAUAAACAGAAAUGGAAGUCGACAGUAAGCCCAAAAAGAGACCUCUUGGAGAGGGAGAGAAGGCUGCUUCUGGUGGAUCGGAGGAUGAUGACUACGUCCCAUAUGUCCCAGUGAAAAUACGAAAGACUCAGACGCACAACAAGAUGUUGCGCCUGCGAGGCAAGGUUGUGGAAGAGGACCUGAAAGACAGUGGAGCAGAUCAGAGGGAUGAGGAAGAAGGGCUUGGUCCACGCUCCAACGUCAGUCUUCUGGACCAGCACCAGGUUCUCAAGGAGAAGGCAGAGGCACGCAAGGAGUCCGCCAAGGAGAAGCAACUGAAAGAGGAGGAGAAGAUUCUUGAGAGUGUGGCUGAAGGCAGAGCUCUGAUGUCGGUGAAGGAAAUGGCCAAGGGUAUUAUAUACGAUGACCCCAUUAAAACAAGUUGGAAACCUCCGCGCUACAUCCUGAACAUGCCCGGCGCGAGACACGACCGCGUCAGGAAGAAGUUCCACAUUCUUGUCGAUGGAGAACUGAUCCCGGCUCCAAUUAAAAGCUUCAGAGAGAUGAAGUUACCACCAGCGAUCCUUAAAGGCUUGAAAAAGAAAGGCAUUGUCCACCCGACACCGAUUCAAAUUCAAGGGAUCCCCACUGCUCUGGCAGGUCGAGACUUGAUUGGCAUUGCCUUCACUGGCUCGGGGAAGACCCUGGUGUUCACUCUCCCCAUCAUAAUGUUCUGCCUGGAGCAAGAGAAACGGCUGCCCUUCAGCAAGAGGGAGGGGCCCUAUGGACUAAUCAUCUGUCCAUCACGAGAGCUGGCCAGGCAGACCCACAGCAUCAUCGAGUACUACUGCAAACUGCUGGAGGAUGAAGGCACCCCGCAGCUGCGGUGUGCCCUGUGCAUAGGAGGCAUGUCAGUCAAAGACCAGAUGGAGGUGGUUAAUCAGGGGGUCCACAUGAUGGUAGCCACUCCUGGUCGACUGAUGGACCUGCUGCAGAAGAAGAUGAUCAGCCUCGACAUCUGCCGCUACCUGUCGCUGGACGAGGCUGACAGGAUGAUUGACAUGGGCUUUGAGGAGGACAUCAGGACCAUUUUCUCCUACUUCAAGGGCCAGAGGCAGACCCUGCUCUUCAGUGCUACCAUGCCUAAAAAGAUCCAGAACUUUGCCAAGAGUGCCCUGGUCAAGCCUAUCACUAUUAACGUGGGUAGGGCUGGAGCUGCCAGCUUGGACGUCAUUCAGGAAGUGGAGUAUGUCAAGGAGGAGGCCAAGAUGGUGUACCUGUUGGAGUGCCUACAGAAGACGCCGCCUCCGGUGCUGAUGUUUGCUGAGAAAAAGGCGGAUGUGGAUGCAAUCCACGAGUAUCUGUUGUUAAAAGGAGUGGAGGCUGUGGCUAUCCAUGGUGGAAAGGAUCAAGAGGAACGAACCAAAGCUAUAGAAGCGUUCAAAGAAGGCAAGAAGGAUGUCCUGGUGGCCACAGACGUGGCCUCCAAAGGUCUUGAUUUCCCUGCCAUACAGCAUGUGGUGAAUUACGACAUGCCCGAAGAAAUAGAAAACUAUGUCCACAGGAUUGGACGUACAGGACGAUCGGGCAAAACCGGUAUCGCCACCACCUUCAUCAACAAAGGCUGCGAUGAGUCGGUCCUCAUGGAUCUGAAGGCGCUGUUGAUAGAGGCCAAGCAGAAGGUACCACCUGUCCUCCAGGUGCUACAGACGGAGAACGAAGACCUUGGAGGCGAGAGGGGCUGUACGUUCUGCGGCGGUCUUGGCCAUCGUAUCACGGACUGUCCCAAGCUGGAGGCCAUGCAGACCAAACAGGUGUCCAACAUCGGCCGCAAGGAUUACCUGGCUCACAGUUCUAUGGACUUCUAAGCAGCUGUCAUGUUACUACUGGUUAUUCUCUGAGGCCGGACUACAACGACACGGACACACACCAGGGGAAAAAUAUUUUCAGUCAGUUUAUUUACCAUUGUACCACACUGAUCAAGUUGGGUUGAUAGUGCUGCUACAGAAACUUUGUUGCACAUUUUUGUAGUGCACAAUUCCUUUUUUUAUUUCCUUCCCCUUUUCUGUAUGUUAAGCAUUUGUCUGUUGGACAAUUUUAAAUUGAACCAAAAAUGUUUUCAAUUAUGUUUUGUGUGUGUGUGUGUGUGUGUGUGUGUGUGUGUGUGUGUGUGUGUGUGUGUGUGUGUGUGUGUGUGUGUGUGUGUGUGUGUGUGUGUGUGUGUGUGUGUGUAUUCACUGAAACAAUGUACUGAAGCAAUGGGAAGUUGGUCAUUCUUGCAGUAAUAUUAAAAGUCUAUUUCCUCAA